GCGGCUCUGCGCAUGCUCGGCGGUGCGGGCGGCAGAGCGGGCGGCGGCGACCUGGAGACCCCCGAGGGAUGGAAGCGCCGGCGCCGGCGGAGGCGGCGGGAUGCGAGGAGCUCGAUAUGGACGUGAUGAGGCCGUUAAUAAAUGAGCAGGACUUCGAUGGGACUUCGGACGAGGAGCAGGAACAGAUGCUCCUGCCUGUGCAGAAGCACUACCAGCUCGACGGGCAGCACGGGAUUUCAUUUGUGCAGACCCUGAUGCAUCUUCUGAAGGGGAACAUCGGCACUGGCCUCUUGGGGCUCCCCUUGGCAAUAAAGAACGCUGGCAUUGUGCUCGGACCAAUCAGCCUUGUGUUUAUAGGAAUUAUUUCCGUCCACUGUAUGCACAUAUUGGUACGUUGCAGUCACUUUCUAUGUCAGAGGUUUAAGAAGUCAACGUUGGGGUACAGUGACACUGUGAGUUAUGCCAUGGAGGCCAGCCCGUGGAGCUGCCUUCAGCGGCAGGCAGCAUGGGGGAGGAGCGUGGUUGACUUCUUUCUGGUGAUAACGCAGCUGGGAUUCUGCAGCGUCUACAUCGUCUUCUUAGCCGAAAAUGUGAAACAAGUCCACGAAGGGCUGCUGGAGAGCUCAGUGUUUGUUUCAAACAGCACUGACCCAUCCCGUGCGUGUGAGAGGAGGAGUGUGGACCUCAGGGUCUACAUGCUCUGCUUCCUCCCGUUCAUAAUUCUCUUGGUCUUCAUUCGCGAGCUGAAGAAUCUCUUCAUACUUUCGUUCCUUGCCAACAUUUCCAUGGCUGCCAGUCUUGUGAUAAUUUACCAGUAUGUUGUUAGGAACAUGCCAGAUCCCCACAACCUCCCAAUUGUGGCUGGUUGGAAGAAAUACCCACUCUUUUUUGGUACUGCUGUGUUUGCUUUUGAAGGCAUAGGAGUGGUGCUCCCCCUGGAGAACCAGAUGAAGGAGUCUCAACGGUUUCCUCAGGCACUGAACAUCGGCAUGGCGGUUGUCACGGUGCUGUAUGUCAGCUUGGCCACUUUAGGCUACAUGUGUUUCCGUGAUGACAUCAAGGGCAGCAUUACACUGAAUCUCCCCCAGGACAUGUGGUUGUAUCAGUCAGUGAAAAUUCUGUAUUCCUUUGGCAUUUUCGUGACCUAUUCAAUUCAGUUCUAUGUUCCAGCAGAGAUCAUUAUCCCUGGAGUCACUGGCAGACUUCAUGCCAAAUGGAAGCGCAUCUGUGAAUUUGGGAUACGGUCCUUCUUGGUUAGUAUCACUUGUGCUGGAGCAGUUCUCAUUCCUCGCCUAGACAUCGUGAUCUCCUUCGUUGGGGCUGUGAGUAGCAGCACGCUGGCCCUGAUCCUGCCCCCCAUCGUGGAAAUCCUUACAUUCUCUAAGGAACACUACAACAUAUGGAUGGUCCUGAAAAACAUCUCCAUAGCUUUCACUGGAGUCGUCGGCUUCUUGUUGGGCACGUAUGUCACUGUUGAAGAGAUUCUGUAUCCAACUACAGUAGCUGUAGCUGGUGCCCCACAGGGCCUCUCUCUGAAUGGGAACUCUACAUGUGUAGCAUCUGGUUUGCAAUAGUGGAGUUGCUGUGAGUCUUCUGUUGUCCCAGUUCUAACAGGAGUUAAGAAGCAGUGCAGUGUAUCCCUGCACACCUCAACACAGUGCCAAACUCUUGUGUGCGUUGGCAGAAUAGUGUGAUUGGACUGUGAACUUGUCAUCGUUUGUGGCUGUGGUAAACUAUGGCAGAUUCUUGCUUUUAUCUAAUGACAAUGAAAAAUUUUAAAUUAGCUUUGAAGAUUAAAAAAAAUUAAAAUCCAAAACUUAAUAAGCAUACCCUAUUAUUCUUUGUUUCUGUAAGAAACAUUUUGAAUAAGAAUUCUCUUUCUUACUACUAUUGAGAAGAUUAAGGAACUAAACAUCGUGGAAAUUAAAUAGGGACAUAGUUAACAGAAUCUUUCUGUAGCAGCCCACAAUAGCAAAGUAAGCCCCUGUAUACGUGUGUGAAAAUGUAUAGAUUGCAUUUUUAUUCCAUGGGUAAUGCUUCCAACGCCCCUGGAAGGGUAGAUGAUUCCCCCUGACCGUCAUGUAAACAUCAGAAAGUUCUCAGAGCCAGAGUCACUUCAUGGUUAGGCUCUACGGGCAGUAGAGCUGCAUAGACACUGGGGAGUGCUGAGCAAUGUUCUGACCUGCUUUGGUUGUAGGCGAAAAGGCCAUUGAAGGUUCUGGAAUUCUGCUCCCUUCGUUACUGUCUUAGUUAGGGUUUCUACUGCUGUGAUACAGCACCAUGACCAAAAGCAGCUUAUGGAACAAAGAGUUACUUCAGUUUACAGUUCCACUCACAGCCCAUCGUCAAAGGAAGUCAAGGCAGGGACCUGGGUGAGGAGCUGAGGCAGAAGCUGUGGAGGGCGCUGCUUACCGGAUUGCUCCUCAAGGCUUGCUCAGCCUGCUUUCUUAGAGAACCCAGGACUGCCAGCCCAGAGAUGGCACCCCCCACAAUGGGCAGGGCCCUCCCAAAAUGAUCAUCAAUCUGGAAGAUGCCCCCACAGACUUGCCUACAGGUUAGUCUUACAGAGACAUUUUCUUAAUUGAGUCUCUCUUCCAAAAUUGCUCUAGAUUGUGUCAAGCUGUCAUAAACUAGACGUAACAGUUACCAUUGUAGGAAAUGGAGUCCCAGAAAUGUCAGGUGAUUUUUGUCAAGAGCUCUUACCCGAGUCAAGAGAACCUGCUAUUUGACUCCAUGCUGAGAUUUUUUUUAAUUAUUAUUUUUCAUGUCACAGUCAAGAAGAAUGAAAAGCCACUUGCAGCUUAAUUUUAGUAAAGAGUUUAUUUAAUUAUAUUUUCAUCUUUUGAGAGUGUGUGCCUGAUCUUUAAAUAUAUGUGACAGAAAAAUCCUGUCUUGUGGCUUUAUAGACCUCACACAGGAAAAGCAGCUAACAUAAACAGGGGAGACUGGCUGUGGGGUAUGCUGGUCACAGGAGGUGAGAUCUCCUUAAACAGCAGGGGACAGCUGACUAGCUGUGCAGUAUUCUGGUCACACGCUCCCGUUGUCUCCUGGGAUCCCUCCUGGGAUUCCUUUCAGAAAUCAUUGAUAAAUGACAAAAUACAGGAUUUUGGAACUUCCCAGCCUCAUAGUGUCCUCACUGCAAUCUCCCAUUGAUUUGAAUGGGCAGAGUAAAGGAACCCUAAAACGCAUGCCUAGGAAGCUUGAAACAGUAAGAACCUGUCUGGUAAAUGCUGAGGCACCCGAGGCAUCGUCCUGGAAAGCCUCCUUCACAAUCUCCAAACACAGCGACCCCCGGCAAUCCAAUCAAGCUCGUGUGGUGGUGAAGGUGGGGAUUACGGAGUUUAAAGGAGUGAGUGCCGGUCGUUUUCUGGACUUCUCAGCCCGUGGUUCUCCAGUGUGUUACUCUGUAAGGUGUCACCAAGCUGUCUGUGGCAUUGUCUAUUCUUCUGUGUAAAUGUUAACUUGUCCAGGUUCAGCUUUGCUUACAUCAUCACUCUGUCUUCAAGUGUGAGCUCAUAAAUGUAUCAGAAGCUUUAUUUUGGUAUGAAUUCAUGAGAACCAAAGCUUUGGAAACAUUUAUGUUAGAUAUUUCUAAUACUUGUUUAUGAUAUCUUAUGUUGAAUUGUUACUUCAAGUCUUUAGUCUUGUGCAGAGAAAGUGGAUGAGAUUGUGCAGAAAGUAAUUUCAUAGGACUUUGACUGUGGGACAUAUAUUAGCUAUUUAAAAUGUGCAGCGGCGUACAAUGAGUUGAAACUCACCGAAGAGGAGCAGCGUGAGGCUCUUGGCAGCUGUCCUCAUGGCAUACUCUUCUCUGCAUGCUCAGUUCUAGUUUCGUGUCUUCACCUGUUACUUGUGGGGUUCAUCAGGUACAGUGAGCUUUUAAACAGUGGGUCACUGCAGUACUUUUUAAGUUGUGCACAUACACUGUGAGAUUCUUCUCAGCCAGGAUGUCCUCCAUAGUAAGCCUGCUGAAGUGACAAUACAGAAGGGAACACAGGCUGCCAGAAGAGGGGAGUUUAAGCUUUAGAGUGAAACCCUGCCUAGAUGCAAGUGUAAAAGGCAUGCACUCUUGUAUAAGGGUACCCGAAGAUAUGUUUAUCAUUUGAUCAUUUUUCUAUAGCAUUUAGUUCUACAGGAUUGUAGUUUCUAAAGAUUUCUGGAGAAGAUAUUUUGAUUCCAGCAGGUACUAACGUUGCUUGCGGGCCUGGGGGAAGGAGAAUCGGGUUCACAUGCUGAACUCGUGUUUGUUCUCUUGAUCCGUCCAUCAUACGUGGCCAAAAUGACCCCAGCACUUACUUCCCGUCACGGCGGGAACUUUCCCUGGAAGCUAGUCAGUUGUGCGGGUGCCAUUUCCACUGAACCCGUGAGAGGAAAGACAUCGUUCACCCCCCCAUGGGCUAGACUCCCAGCCAUUCGCCAUUUGUCUCUGUUCCCUGACACUCCAAAGAGUGUUCAUCAGCGACUGAGGCUGCUUGUCAAAACACCGUUCCCACAUGGCUUUUACCACAGGCUCUUUCCCUCUGCGUGGCCGGCCCAGACUCUUCAGUUAUGAAGGGGUGGCUGGGAAGUUUUCAGGUUAGCGCCACUUAAACCAACAAGCCGGUGUUGGCAAUGCCCUGCUCUGCUUCCCCGUUGUGUCCUCUCUGACUUGUCGCCAAAGCCACUUCCGAGUCUUGUUAGAUGGUGUCCUUAAAGUGUUUCUAAGCCAUUCAUGGCAGCACACUUGUGAACUUCCUAACGGUGUGAUUUUCAUGUAUUCAUAGUUGUAGAAAUGUCAGCCUAAGUGCAUAUGGGUGCCGAUUCUAACAGAGCCUUCACAGCUCGCCCGCCUCACUCCGUCCCCACAGGUGCCAGUGCGUUCGUUACUGGCAAUAUACAGAAGGUCUUGUGUGCAACUCCUUUUUCUCCAGUCAAGAUGGCAAAGAUACAGAGCAAGCCAAUGGAGAUUUAGUUGUUUAUAUAACAUGAGUGGUUCAGCAGAUGUUAACUGUUGAGCAAUAAAAUAAUUUAUUGAAAUAUAAAGCAUCAAUAGUAUAAAUUAUAAAAUAUUGGAAAUAUUUUGAUCAGCUUGACUCAGUUAUCUUCCCUUAAUUAAGAAAAUGUGAGAAGUUUGUCUAAGGAGGAUGAAGGGUCCUAUCGUUAAGUGGCUGCAUGUUACCUGACCACACACGACUUCCUGGAUCUGAUUGCUUUUGACCUAGGGUAUAAAGAGAAAUAUGGCUAGGUCUAGAAUUUAUUGCCUAGCAAGUGAGAGGCCAAAUCACCCAAGUGUUCAGAUUUCCUGUUGGAAUUGGCUACUUUCUAUGUGUGUCCAUGCAUGCUACCCCAAAGGGACUCAUAUCUGAAUCCAUUUCAACUUUUCUACCACAGAUUGAACCAGAAUGGUGAUCACAUAGGAAAAUAUAUAUUCAUGAUGUGAAAAAUUCAGGAUAAAGAGUUUUGUUUUUCAAAAAGUAUUUUGUUAGCUUUAUUGAAAGUCAAGUUUCAUUAGACUUGUGUCAUUUAUUGUAAUUUAUUUUUCUUUGUAAAAGAAUUUGAAAAAUGUCUGAAAAUACUGUACCUUCUGAAUUGUCAGUAAAGUAUACUUAUUUUGCUUGCUAUUUAAUGCCUUUUAAGUUUUUCAUUAUAAGAUUAAAUAAAAUGGAAAAUA
Molecule: messenger RNA, 5650 nt
Organism: Mesocricetus auratus (golden hamster)
Lineage: Eukaryota; Metazoa; Chordata; Mammalia; Rodentia; Cricetidae
Gene: Slc36a4
Product: solute carrier family 36 member 4
Exons: 11
Coding region: 69-1574 (501 amino acids)
Biological process (GO): amino acid transmembrane transport; L-alanine transport
Cellular component (GO): vacuolar membrane
Molecular function (GO): L-proline transmembrane transporter activity; L-alanine transmembrane transporter activity
Source: RefSeq, a predicted model, not a curated record